This is a messenger RNA of Phlebotomus argentipes, 6246 nucleotides long. It is a transcript of the gene Wdr81, whose product is annotated as WD repeat-containing protein 81. Gene Ontology annotation, cellular component: mitochondrion. The transcript has 6 exons. Gene Ontology annotation, molecular function: phosphatidylinositol 3-kinase regulator activity; protein binding. NCBI's taxonomy places the organism in Eukaryota, Metazoa, Arthropoda, Insecta, Diptera, Psychodidae. The record is from RefSeq and is a predicted model, not a curated record. Bases 85 to 5859 code for a protein of 1924 amino acids. Gene Ontology annotation, biological process: aggrephagy.
GGGCGAAGAAGUGUCAAGUUGGAUUAUUUUUAUUUUCCGUGUGAUGUUUAUUUUGCAUUUUCCUCGUGAAAAACGUGAAAAACCAUGGAAGUGCUGACGGAGCAGCUGGGAGUGCCCAAACGCCAAAUAUGUGAGACCAAAGUGGCGAAUCGCUUUGAGAUUCUCGCCAGCAACACCUGGAUCAAGUUCCUGGCCAAAUACUGCAAGCUCAUCCCCUUCCCCACCUACCAGAACCCAAUUGAGGACUGGGCGGACUUCGGUGCGGACCCGCACUGGUCACGGCUCUACGUGAGCGUCCUGAAGAAGUACACGCACAAGGUGAUUCCGCUGCCGCGCGUUCGCCAUGAGCCCAUCGACGGCGAGAUGCCCUUGUCCUACUCCCAGAUCCUGCACUACGUCAGCCAGAGCAACCACAAGAACCUGUGGCGGGCGGCGUACAAGCGCCACGUGGAGUCGCAGGGCGAGAGACGGGACGCCGCCGAGAGCAUCCGUCGGAGCGACAAGUCCGUGAAUCUCGUGCCGUACGACGUGGUGCUGCGCGAGGCGGUGACCCGCACGUACGGCUGCCCGGUGGUGCACGCAAAGCUGGACAGAGUGUCCGACGCGGAGGCGCUGGCGGCGUGCAGCGAAAGCCAGGAGAACGCCGACGCGAAUCUCUACCCUGUGUUAGCGACCAUCGAGAGCAACAGCCACUUUUUCGUCAUUCACGACCUGGCGCUGAGCAACACCCUCCAGGACUGCAUCACAUACAGCCCGGCCAUCCUGGAGAGGUCGCACAACAAGCCGCUCUUCCUCAUCUACCAGCUGUGCAACAUCAUGAAGGCGAUGCACCGGAAGGGACUUUUGCUGGGCGACAUCACGCUCGGUGACAUUUACCUCACGGAGAACCUCUGGCUGCAGGUGAUGCCGCGCAUCGAGGCUAACAUUCUGCAGCUGGAGAGCGACACGGAGGAGGUGUAUGACCUCCUGCCCGCGAACUCCUCGCCCGGCAAGAAGAGGAGCGUCUUCGCGCCGCCUCCGGAACUGGGAGCGCCCUCGUACUCGCUGCGCGACUGCUGCGAGAUGUGGUGCAGCGGCCAGCUAUCCAACUUCGACUACCUCACAAUCCUCAACAACUUCGCCGGACGCCGCAUCGGCGUACCCGGACACCACCAUAUCAUGCCCUGGGUCAGCGACUUCGUCUUCCGCAACGGCAACAACUGGCGCGAUCUUUCCAAGUCGAAAUACCGUCUGAACAAGGGAGAUGCUCAGCUAGAUCUUACGUUCCAGCCGCUGAAUGGCGCCGAGAUUCCCCACCACGUGUCCGACGUGCUGUCUGACAUCACGUUCUACGUGUACAUGGCCAGGCGAACGCCGCGCAGCGUCCUGUGUCGCCACGUGCGCACGGUGUGGGUGCCGGCCGAAUAUCCGGCGUCCAUCCAACGCCUGCAGGAGUGGACACCGGACGAAUGCAUCCCGGAGUUCUUCACGGACGCCAGCGUCUUCAAGAGCAUCCACGAGGAUCUGCCGGAUUUGGAGGUGCCCGCCUGGGCAAGCUGCCCUGAGGACUUCGUCACGAAGCACCGCGAGGCGCUGGAAAGCACUUAUGUGUCCGAGAGGCUGCACAACUGGAUAGACUUGACCUUUGGCCACAAACUGAGUGGCGCGGCGGCCGUGAAGGCUAAGAAUGUUUGCCUCUCAAUGGUGGACGAUCACCAGAACCUCUGCCAGCGAGGCGUUGUGCAGCUCUUCACGCACGCCCACCCACCUAAAGUGAUCCCCAAUGUGUGGCUGUCUAAGAACCAGCCAAGAAUCCACAGCCAAAUAGCCGAGACGUCCAAGAGAAGGCUCACGAGGAGCUCUGAGGAUCUCACAACGCAGCCUGGAGAGCCGCACAGAGAGAAUACGCCUUCGCGGCAAGUAACUACGACGCGAGUGAUCCCCGAGGACAUGUCCAUCAGCAUCGAGAGAUCCAUGAGUUGCUAUCAGAACGUGCAGAAGACAAUCAUCUUGCCCAAGGACUACAAUCCCGUGUCGCAGCUGAUAGCCGUGGAGGCUGUUGACGUUUUUCUGCGCAAAACUUUCCUCAGCGACGGCGAGAAUUCGCCAAAAGUGGAGAUUCCAUCUCGAUCCAGCGCUUCCUACAUAGCAGGCGAGACAGAUUCCGGCUCCUUCACCAACAGAAUCUUCUCGGAGACUUACGAGGCGAGUCUGAAGCACAACAAGCGUCUGCUCAAUCUGAAGCACAAGAACCAGAUCGUCCAGAAGUCCACGAGGAACUACAAGCAGAUCAUCGCUGAGCACCGACUGCGCGAGCUGCAAAUCCUGGGCUGUCUCAUCGUGGAGAUUUGCCUUCCGCACAAGAUGCGCCCGCUGAACUCGGCGGCGUGCGGCGGGACGUUCGAGCAGCGCCUGGCCACAUGUCGCAGCAUCGUGAAGGCGGAGAAGUCGAGCUUGCCUGCCUGCGUCCAGUAUCCCGUCCAGCUCUUCCUCCAGCUCACGGCUGACGAGGCAAUCAUCACGGAGAAGGGCCUGCCCAUCCCGUCGGCUCACCAGAUCCUGCAACCGUUGCUCGCGAAUGCUCUCUUUCCCUUCCCGCCGUCCUAUAUUGGCGUCUUCGCCACCGUCGAGACGCUGCAGCGCUUCCGCGGCGCCGCCAGGCUCCUGGAAAUGAACACCUUCUUCGAGUGUGAUGGCAAGGACUGCGCCAAGUACGAGACAGUGGAUCGGACGCGCAUGGCCUUCCGCCGGAGGAUGGCGGAGUGCAGAGUGAAGGCGUGCGUGAGUCUAAUCGAUUCUAUCCUGGAGCCUAUCGGCAACGAGCAGUUCUCCGCAGUGGAGUUACUUCUGCCGCACAUAGUGGAGCUCAUGUCGCACGAGGACACCGCAAUUCUGGCCGCAUGGUAUCUCUUCGAUCCGCUGGCAGCUGUUCUAGGUCCAGAGGAGACACGUAAGCACCUGCUGCUGCCGCUGCUGCGUCUCUAUGACUCCGACGGCGGCGCCCCAAUAAACUUCGACAUGGCGCGCUCGGGAACAAACGCGUCGUUCAGGAGCAAAAAGUCUGUCAAACUGUACCACCACAGCUUCCUCUUGCGACUCAUCGUGCGAUUUGGCUUGCGGGUCUUUCUUGGCAACUUCAUAGCGCCUCUCAUUGAGGCUGUGGGCGGCUACAAGGAGCCGGAGAAUGCACCGGCGCUGCACUGCCACGAUGCCAGGCAUCGCGUGAAGGCGAACAGAGGCCCGAAGCUGAGCGAUGAGCCCAACUCUCCGGACUCUGGGGCGGAAGACAGGGCAGCGCUGAAGGAUAGCUCAUCGUCGGAUCAGGACGGACUGUUCUUCUUCGAGCACGAGGAGGCGUCGAAGAUGGACGGUGAGGAGGACGCUGAGAAGAACAUCAUGCACCUGAUGGAUCAGCUGGAGUUCAAGUCGGACGGCAGCGUGUCAGAGUUGCAGUUAAAUCACGCACAGGCGGAGGAAGUGACAGAGGAUUCCGUGGUGGAGAAUGAUGAUCCCAAGUCGCCCACAAUUCCCAUUCCGCACUCUGUCAGGCGGAGUGAUCAGGUGUUCUCGAUCGGCUGCGAGGUUGGCAGCCGCAAGAGCGUGGACUCCAAUGAGAUUGCCGCGGAGAAGCCGCACGAGCGCGCGCGGAAGUCUAGCAGGAUCUCAGAGAUGAGCGCUGAGAGUCUCAUUUGGCUGUCGCAUCGUCUCGGGCCGGUGCUCACGGCGCGCUAUCUCACGCGGAAUCUGCUGAAGAUGCUGACGCUGUGCUAUGUGGGCCAGGAGAAUCUCUUGCCGGACGACUCCAGGCCGCACGCGGACAUCAACAGCUUCUCCAUCGCCUGUGGAAGAGUGGCUGGAGACUACAGCGCUGCCAAGAUCCUCGAGUGUCUCACGGCCAUUGCUGCUCUCUUCGGCGAGCAGCUAAUCCUGCUGCAAUAUCUCCCGCACGUGAGUGAAUUGAUCAUUCUCUGCAAGAAACGCAUCACGCCGAGUCUCGAGGGAGCGCUUAUCAGCUCGCUUCAGCUCGUCAAGUACCUGGUGCCCUGUCUCAGCGACUCCACCAUCAUGGAUCAGUUGCACGACAUGAUUCUCCAGUCGAUUGUUCAUCCCAUCAUCAAGAUCUGUUCCAGCCGAUGCCCGAUGCCGAACGGAUUCCUCGCCAGGAAUGUGAUUGCACGGAAGUUGCUAGACACGCUCUACGUGCUGUCCAUCAGGAUUGGCCGCGAGAUGACGCGCGAGCAUCUAUGCGUUCCGGCGCUGCAGCGCUUCUUCCUCAUCUUCGACAAAGCGUAUGGCGUGGUGGAGAAUUUGUCUGUGAGCGACACGAAGGCGGGCAGUGAGUGCAGUCCUGUGCAGGACGACCUGUAUGAGGAGGUGAAGAGGGACGGCGGCAUCCAGGAGUGGACGCUGCAAGGCUCUCCGCUGCAGUUCUCCAUUGCCAAAAUCAACACGUCGUUGGAUGGAGUGUCGCCGCCGCUGGACGCCGCCGCGGCGGAGAUCAAGAGUCAGUCAAUUAGAGAGAAGGUGUUGGAGGAGAUCCGGGACGUGUUCACGCCGAAUCUCGCGCACAUGGCUUACGUGCCAUUCCUCAACUUCCUCGGCGAGACUGUAAUGCAGCAAACGGUGAAGAAUCUCGCGCUGAUCCUCAAUCUCUGUCACGAAUUUGAGCAGCCGGAAGCUGCGCCGUCCGCGGACAGACAGCAGCACAGCGAUUCGCUGAGGCUUCCCGUGCCGGGAACGUCGAAGGCCGACGAGGGCGAGGGCAGUAGCUUCGGCACGGCUGUGGUGGGCAACAGAAUCGAGGUGAGGAGCGCCAGGGCGCCGGAGAUGGGUGUGAUGGAGGUGCUGAAUAUGGUGACGUACAAGAUGGACCACGUGAGCACGACCAGGCAUCUCAGGGGAAACUGGCUGGCGUACUGGGAGCACGAGAUUGGGCGCUCCGACAAGGACAACCAUCUGAACCUGAAGCAGAUCAAGCUGCAGAGCUACGCCGGCCACGCGAACUCCGUGCGCAGCAUCCUGGCGCUGGACAACGAGAACAGCUUCAUGUCAGCGUCCAAGGACAAGACGGUGAAGCUGUGGAGUCUGCGCAGCGAGGGCGACGGCUCCAAGGUGUCCACGUGUCAGUACACGUACACCAACCACCGGAAGUCCGUGCACUCGCUGGCCUUCCUCGACUCGCUGCGCCUCGCGGUGUCGUGCGACUCGUGCGUGCAUCUGUGGGAUCCCUUCGUGGGCAGCUUGAUGGGUCAGCUGGACGCCACAAGGCACAGCCCAGUCUCUGUGGUGCGCACAUUCCCUGCGCCCAGUCCGCUCGUGCUCGCUGGAACCGCGGACGCGUCCGUAAAGAUCAUCGACGCGCGCGAUUUGUCUUACGUGAUCGACUGGAAGCUGACGCAAAGUGCUACAGGAUCUGUUCGCUGCAUGGCAGUGUCGCCUUCCGGAACGUGGGUCGCCGUGGGAUUGAGUUCUGGCCAGCUGACAGUGCUAGACAGCCGAACGGGCAUGAUCCUGGCCACCUGGCGUCCGCACGACGGCGAACUGCUGCAGUUGGCGGCGCCGAAUGAUCACCAAGUGAUCAGCUCCAGCCUGGAUCACAGUAUUUCCGUGUGGAGCGCCCACGACGGCAGUCUCCAGUUCCAUCUAAAGAAUCCUGCCGAGCCCACUCAUUGCCUCUUCUACAACAGUCCCGAGCUCAUCUCCGGCACGCCGGCCAACAAGAUCUGCGUGUACUCCGGCAUCCAGCCCGAGACGUCCUUCCUCGUCACGAAGCUGCGUUCGGACACGCUGAAGGGCGUGCUGACGAGCCUCGUGGCACUGCCGCUGAACCGCAUGCUGCUCGUGGGCAGCGACAGCGGCAACAUCACGCUCAUCUGCUGAGCUGUCCAGCGACCAGAGGCGCAUUUAGCUGUAUGGAAAGUAUGUGAUUUAUUUUUGUUGUCCUUUUAGAUACUCAGUUAAUCCACCCACAAGUAAACGUUCCAAAUGAUUCCUUUUAUUCACUCUCUCGUUUAUUUAUAUGCUGUGAAGUUAUUAUCUUGCAAAUAUACACCAGUUUAGUGAUGAGAAGCAAUCGUUUUACUUGCCAAGGGGAAGAUAUUAGGCCGAGUGCUCGAUUGUCAACGCUUGCAGCUUUCAGCGGAUUUCGUGGCUCUUUUGCAGGUCUUUUCAGAACAAGAGGUUCACAUCUGUUAGAAAACAGCUCUUCAAGAAGAUUUCCCAACGAAGAAAUGAGUCAAAAUUUCACAAGAUUUCCUAAAUUUGCAA